UUUCACUGGCAGGUUAUUUCACUUAGAAGAAGACAUUUUCCCAUGUUGUAAGUGAAAUAAUCUACCAGAGGAACAAGUAUUUGCUGACAAGUUACUUAUUUAAAAUAUACAGAUUCAAAUCUUACCAAAAAUACUUGGUAAGAUAUAGUAUUUUUGCAGGGUUGUGGUUGAGUGAACUUUGGAUUUUUAUUAGACACAGACAGCUUUCAUACUGUAACAGUAAUGUUUGCUGCUAAACAAUACAGAGAAAAUAUCCACUCUCAAUCAUUUUCAGUUUUUGACUUUCACUUUUUGACUUCCGAAGAUUUUAUUUUUUUAAAGUCGACAUAAAAUGCCAUGUUAAAACCUGAGUCACAUUUUUAUGGCAUCUUGUUAGCCUUUCAUCCGUUCCUCUGUAGCUCUGCUGUUGAUCUGAUCAGAAGGACAUUUUUUUUUCUGCUUUUUCUUUUGUCAUUUUAUUCAGCUGAGCACAGUUAGACUGAUGAGGAGGUUCGCUGUCUGCUUACAUAACUUCCUGCUCUGCUGCAUACCUGUGCCUGCCACAGCUUGCCUGAUCAUGAACAUUCCUGUGUGAUAAGAAUGUUAGAAUGAUAUGGCGAACUAAGCAGAAUUUGGACUACAGCUUCCUCAUGCUGUACGCGCAGGACAAAGGAACAUACUAUGUUCAGUUGGAAGACGAUGUUUUUGCAAAGAACGGUUACUAUAGCGACAUGAAGGCAUUCGCCACACAGGCGUCUUCUAACGAAUGGCUCUACCUGGAAUUCUCCCAGCUUGGGUUUAUAGGUAAGAUGUUUAAGACCAGAGACCUUCCAAUGAUAGCCGAGUUCUUCUUCAUGUUCCACAAAGACAAGCCUAUCGACUGGUUGCUGGAUCACAUUCUGUGGGUGAAGGUUUGCAACCCAGAGAAAGAUAAUGUAAGUCUGCUGACCCCAACCAGAUCCCAACAGCUUUAAUACUUUAGUCAUACUC
This is a messenger RNA of Poecilia latipinna (sailfin molly), 969 nucleotides long. Its product is annotated as alpha-1,3-mannosyl-glycoprotein 4-beta-N-acetylglucosaminyltransferase A-like. Gene Ontology annotation, cellular component: Golgi stack; endoplasmic reticulum-Golgi intermediate compartment; endoplasmic reticulum. The record is from RefSeq and is a predicted model, not a curated record. Gene Ontology annotation, biological process: protein N-linked glycosylation. Bases 588 to 953 code for a protein of 121 amino acids. Gene Ontology annotation, molecular function: acetylglucosaminyltransferase activity. The transcript is spliced from 4 exons. NCBI's taxonomy places the organism in Eukaryota, Metazoa, Chordata, Actinopteri, Cyprinodontiformes, Poeciliidae.